This is a messenger RNA of Drosophila ficusphila, 1863 nucleotides long. RefSeq names its product eukaryotic translation initiation factor 3 subunit L (gene eIF3l). Lineage: Eukaryota; Metazoa; Arthropoda; Insecta; Diptera; Drosophilidae. Bases 120 to 1739 code for a protein of 539 amino acids. Gene Ontology annotation, molecular function: protein binding; translation initiation factor activity. The transcript has 4 exons. Gene Ontology annotation, biological process: translational initiation. Gene Ontology annotation, cellular component: eukaryotic translation initiation factor 3 complex; cytoplasm. The record is from RefSeq and is a predicted model, not a curated record.
AUAGUCGGUCACACUGUUUCUCCCUCUUUUCGCCAAAAUUUUGUUGGCGUGUUGUCAAAUUCUUUAGCAUUUGAUAGGCUUUUCGCUUCGAUAGAACCGGACCAGAUAAAACAGCGACAAUGUACGGUGGAGACGAAUACGCAAGCAAUUCGGAGUACUACGAUGACUACGCGCAUACCGGGGAUCCGCAGCUGGACAUGGAGUACGAGAGGAACUACUACGCUGCCCGGAUGCCGGACAACGUCAAGUACUUCCUGAUCAACUUCUGCCAGGCGAUCAAGGAGGGCAACUUGUACGACAUCCAGAACAUGUACGAGAACACCUUCCCGCAGAUCAGCGACCACCACUUUGACAAGACCGCCUGGCCCGAGGAGCAGGAGGUAGCUGCCAUCGUGGACAACGAUAAGGUCUUCCUGAUUCUGUACAAGGAGCUCUACUACCGCCACAUCCAUGCCCGCAUUCCUGGCGGCCCCAAGUUGGACCAGAGGAUCAACUCGUUCUUCAACUACUGCGACUUCUUCAACCUGAUCAUCUCGGCCCAGAACCCGGUGAUGCUGGAACUGCCCGACAUCUGGCUGUGGGAGUUGGUUGAUGAGUUCGUUUAUCAGUUCCAGAACUUUGCGCAGUAUCGUGCCCGCCUUACGGACAAGUCCCAGGAAGAGAUCCAGCAGCUGUGCAUGAACCACAGCAACGUGUGGAGCAUUCUCUGCAUUCUGAACGUGCUGCACUCCCUGGUGGACAUCUCGAACAUCAAGAAGCAGCUGGAGGCCAUCUCCCAGGGCGUCGAUCCCCAGACCGUGGCCGGUGACUUCGGCAAGCUGUCGUUCUAUAAGAUGCUGGGCUACUUCUCUCUCGUUGGCUUGCUGCGCGUGCACUCGUUGCUGGGUGACUACUACCAGGCCAUCAAGGUGCUGGAACCCAUUGAGAUUCACAAGAAGUCCGCAUACUCGCACAUCCCCGCCUGCCAGAUUUCCACAUCCUACUACGUCGGCUUCGCCUACAUGAUGAUGCGCCGCUACGCCGAUGCCAUUCGCACAUUCUCGGACAUCCUGCUCUACAUCCAGCGCACCAAGCAGCUGUACAGCACGCGUUCGUACCAGAACGACCAGAUCAACAAGCAGGCUGAGCAGAUGUACCACCUCCUGGCCAUCUGCCUGGUUCUGCAUCCUCAGUGCAUCGACGAAUCCAUUCAGCAGGUGCUGCGGGAGAAGAACUACCACGACGCCAUGUUCAAGAUGCAGUGCGGCGAUCUGGAGGUGUUCAAGUCCUUCUUUGUGUUCGCCUGCCCGCGAUUCGUGAGCCCCUGCCCGCCUGCCGCCGAUGCGCCCAUGGAGGAUUACGUAAAAGACCCCAUGGAGCACCAGCUGCUGGUGUUCAUGGAUGAGGUGCGCCAGCAGAAGGAUCUGCCCACCACGCGCUCGUAUCUGAAGCUGUACACCACCCUGCCGCUGACCAAACUGGCUUCCUUUAUCGAUCCCAACGCCAGCGAGGAUGACGUGUCCAAGCUGCUGAUUCGUUUGCUUUGCUUCAAGCACAAAAUGCGCAACCUGGUGUGGAGCAAGGGUCCCAGUGGCCUAGAGGGCACAUUUAAGUCGGGCUCUGAGCUGGACUUCUACAUCGAUGACGACAUGAUUCACAUAGCGGACACCAAGGUAUCUCAUCGUUAUGGCGACUUCUUUGUGCGUAAAAUCCUCAAGUUCAACGAUCUGAAUCGCAAGCUGAAGAACAUCAACAUUUAAGCCAUUUAAACCGACUCCUUGUGACCCUUAAUGAUAUAUUUAAUAUUCCAAACUGGACCGAUUUGUUUUAAAAUUAAUAAUAAUAAAAUCGCUUGCGAUUAUGCGCAAGUUUGGUCCACAAAAA